This is a messenger RNA of Mollisia scopiformis, 875 nucleotides long. RefSeq lists its product as uncharacterized. The transcript is spliced from 2 exons. The coding region runs from base 39 to 572 and encodes 177 amino acids. Lineage: Eukaryota; Fungi; Ascomycota; Leotiomycetes; Helotiales; Mollisiaceae. The record is from RefSeq and is a predicted model, not a curated record.
UCUCCGUUUCUGCCAACCAACAAAUGGACCACUUCCCAAUGUCAAAUAUCCUGAGAUUCUGUGGGACUUACAAGCGCGGUCAGUAUCAUAUCCAAGAACCCAAAAGAGGGCGCUCCUCAAAAAGUGCUCCAAUUACACCCUGCUGGACGAUACCCUAUGGUACAGAAAAGGGAGCCGCUUGCUACGCUGCAUCGUGGAAGCACAGGUCUCAGGUUCUCUUUCACGCACACGACGAAUGUGGACACUUCGCGGUGGCAAUCACAACGAAGCGCCUAGGCGAAUACUUGACAAAGUCCCCCAACCCUGCUUCAAAAUCUCCGCAUCCUUCUCCUUCACCAGCCUUAUCGCAUUUUCAUGACGCCUCGCGGACAUUUCCUUCAUAUUCCUCACAGAAAACCCAGGAAACAAGUCAGGCAGUGAAUUCAUUAUCGCCUACCUCGUUCAUGACUCUCACUCCUCGAAACACCCAUCAGCUCACUUCGUACAGUAACCUCAUACUUGAUAAGCGUAUUCAUCAUCGAGUUAUAACCAUCAUUCACACUCAAUUCGUCUCAGAAUAUGACAGGAGAUAAAACUUCUGGCUCAGGACAAGCAUUUGUGGGCUCAUCAGCAGAACAUGGUAGGGACAUCUUACCUCGGUUAGUAGUGCCCAAAUACUUACUCAAACUCGAUCUCGUGAACUGAAUCCUGCCUCUAUUGUGUUUAUUGCGAAUGCGGAACCCCGGACCUCGCAGCUUAGGGAAUUCUAGACUGGUAAAGCGUAUCUGUGGUAUGUUCUACGGCAGCUUUGCUUCUAUAAUGUUUUUCUUCAUGAUUCUGUUAUCGGAUUGCGACUUGUUCUUUCAGGGCAGGAAUUACCUGGAUAUCUAGUGGAU